UCUGGCUGUUAAUAAUUCAGCCUGACGGGUUUGGAACACAGUCUCAGUUAACCCCAUGCUUCGAAAGUGUCGUGUGCCUAGUCCCGUUUUGGAAAACAUAGAAAAAAAUCAGUAGAGUUUUCAUCAAAAUUUCUUGUCGUAUUUCGUGUCUUGUGUUUCAUGUUCGUGAAUUAAGUUGUAUACUUGUCAUUGAAACGAUUGAAUCGCGAAUACGCCGUGUAUAGCGAAAGUAGCACUUAUUUGGUGAAUACGAAAUUUGCAGUCGUAACUAAAUUUGGUCCGAACAGUCGAAGUAUAGAUAAUAAUUGAGAAUUCAUAAUGAACAAACUGCGAAGCGUUCUGAAGUCAGUGGCCCAGCGUCCUCUGCCGUUCAAUGUGAUCCAAAUACGAACUGCAUGCGGUGGAGAGUCCAAGGCGGCAAAGGGUCUUGUGGUUGGAGUUUAUCAGAAAGAGAACGAUAAUGACCCCAAACUGACGCCAGCUGGCGAAAAGGUCAACGAUCGGCUGCACGGCAAGUUGCAGGAGUUGAUUUGCGAGACCAAAAUCACGGGUCAUUUGGGCAGGGGCAAGGUGUUCAACAACAUUGAUCCCGAAUUUCGCAGUAUGGCAGUGGUUGGUGUCGGCCUCGAGGGCAUCGGCUUCAACGAACUGGAAAUGCUCGAUGAGGGCAUGGAGAAUGUACGUGUGGCGGCUGGAAUUGGGGCGCGAUCAUUGCAAAAGAUUGGCGUUUCGGAGGUCUUUGUUGAUGGCAUGGACUAUGCCGAACAGGCGGCCGAGGGCGCCGUUUUGGCCAUUUGGCGGUAUUGUGACAUGAACUCCAAGAGGAAACCACCGCACAUCCCCAAGCUGGAGCUGUAUGAAUCUCCGGACUAUGAAGCUUGGACCAGGGGUGUCUUCAAGGCGGAGGCUCAGAAUUUGGCUCGCAGGAUGUGCGAUACACCUGCGUGUUGCAUGACACCAACACUGUUUGCCCAGGCCACAGUAGAUGCACUGUGUCCUUGUGGCAUCACCGUGGAAAUCCGCACCAUGGAGUGGAUUGAACAGCAGCGCCUACAUUCCUUCCUCAUGAUCGCCAAGGGCAGCUGUGAGCCACCGGUCCUGAUGGAGAUCACCUAUUGCGGCACCAAUCCAGAGGACAAGCCCAUUUUGUUCCUGGGCAAGGGCAUCACCUUCAACUCGGGCGCCAUGAAUCUGAGGCAAUGCAGGGGAAUGGAGGAGUACAGGGCUUGCAUGUCGGGAGCUGCAUCCUGUGUGGCCAUGAUGCGAUGCGUGGCGGCCCUAUCCUUGCCCAUCAAUAUCUGCUGCAUCAUUCCGCUGUGCGAGAACAUGCCAUCGGGAAUGGCCUGUAAGCCAGGCGAUGUGGUCACCCUGAUGAAUCACAAAUCGAUGGCUGUGCGAGAUCUGGACAAGGCCGGUGUGGUCGUUAUGGCUGAUCCCCUGCUCUACGGGCAGAGCACGUACAAGCCACGCUUGGUAGUCGAUGUGGCCACCUUGGGUUCGGGUGUGAAGAAGGCUUUCGGCGGCGGAGCCACCGGUAUAUUCUCCAAUUCGCAUUACAUCUGGAAGCAGUUCCAGUCCGCAGGAGCUCUGACUGGCGAUCGAGUUUGGCGUUUGCCAUUGUGGAAUUAUUAUAGGAAACAAAUCACCGAUGAAAUGGGCUAUGAUUUGAGCAAUGAUGGUCGAGGAUUGGCGAAUUCAUGUCUGGCGGCAGCGGUCCUCCACGAACUGGUACCCUGUGUGGAUUGGGCUCAUCUGGACACCCGGGGCACUGGAUUGCUGACAAAGUUUGGACUGGUACCCUAUCUCACCGCAAAGUACAUGACGGGCAGGCCAACUCGCACUCUGGUGCAGUUCCUCUACCAAAUGGCCUGUCCCGCCAACCAAAAAUGAAUUAGGAUUUAAUAUGCAGUCGGCGUAAUCCGAUCGGAAUCAAAACCGAAUUGCCUAGAAGUGCACAGCGCAGAUAUUUAUUGUCCAAUGUCAGAACGUUUUGUGAAGAUUUCUGUGGAGUGUCCAAAGUUGUCAAAUUUGUUGUGAGAUGUAUAAUAACAUAAAGUGCUUUUUAAAAUGCAA
Messenger RNA from Drosophila erecta, 2073 nucleotides. Its product is annotated as cytosol aminopeptidase. Gene Ontology annotation, cellular component: cytoplasm. Gene Ontology annotation, biological process: proteolysis. Lineage: Eukaryota; Metazoa; Arthropoda; Insecta; Diptera; Drosophilidae. Gene Ontology annotation, molecular function: manganese ion binding; metalloaminopeptidase activity. The record is from RefSeq and is a predicted model, not a curated record. Bases 319 to 1890 code for a protein of 523 amino acids. The transcript has a single exon.